This is a messenger RNA of Cyprinodon tularosa, 2312 nucleotides long. Its product is annotated as E3 ubiquitin/ISG15 ligase TRIM25-like. NCBI's taxonomy places the organism in Eukaryota, Metazoa, Chordata, Actinopteri, Cyprinodontiformes, Cyprinodontidae. The coding region runs from base 365 to 2044 and encodes 559 amino acids. Gene Ontology annotation, molecular function: protein binding; zinc ion binding. The transcript has a single exon. The record is from RefSeq and is a predicted model, not a curated record.
UAGCUGUUUCCCAUUCUUGAUCGACUUGUCGGACCUACUUAAAAGUAAUUUGCAUGUUACUUUAAAUAGGUAGCUAUGUUAACAUAGGGAGAGAAUCAUAAAAUGUUCCAUUGCAUUUUCUAGUUAAUGUUUAACGGAAUAUUGGCCUGAGUUUCAUAUUUGCUAGCAAGUAGCGCCUUGGUGCGUGGUCACGUGAUUCGGAGAGCGUUUCUUAUUGGCUCUGCAGUGCGCAGACUCAUAAAUCCAUCAUGGCUGAGCCUUUGUAGCGGGUUUUCGAAAUCGUUAGUUUCCUUUUUCUGUGCUAUAUAUGGAUCCAAUCCCGUUUUUUUUAUAAAAGAAGAAAAGAACAAACAGCAUUCUUGAAAUGGAACGUAAAGAAGCUAUCUUGGAUGGAGAAACCUUCUCCUGUUCAAUCUGUUUGGAUCUACUGAAGGAUCCAGUGACUAUUCCCUGUGGACACAGCUACUGUAUGAACUGCAUUAAUGCACACUGGGAUGAAAAGCAUCAGAAAGGAAUCCACAGCUGCCCUCAAUGCAGAGAGACCUUCACUAAGAGGCCAGUUUUAAAGAAAAACACCAUCUUAGCAGCUUUAGUGGAGCAACUGAAGAAGACUGGACUCCAAGCUGCUCCUGCUGAUCACUGCUUUGCUGGACCUGAAGAUGUGGCCUGUGAUUUCUGCACUGGAAGAAAACUGAAAGCCAUAAAGUCCUGUUUGGUCUGUCUGGCCUCUUACUGUGAGAAACACCUUCAGCCUCAUUAUGAUUCAGCUACAUUUAAGAAACACAAGCUGGUGAAACCUUCAAAGAACCUCCAGGAGAACAUCUGCUCUCAACAUGAUGAGGUGAUGAAGAUGUUCUGCCGCACUGAUCAGAAGUGUAUCUGUUAUCUCUGCUCUGUAGAGGAACAUAAAGGCCAUGACACAGUGUCAGCUGAAGCAGAAAUGGCUGAGAGGCAAAGCGAGCUGGAGGAGAGACGAGGAAGAAUCCAUCAGAGAAUCCAGGACAGAGAGAAAGAUGUGAAGCUGCUUCAACAGGAGGUGGAGGCCAUCAAUCACUCUGCUGAUAAAACAGUGGAGGACAGUGAGAAGAUCUUCACUGAGCUGAUCCGUCUCAUCCAGAAAAGAAGCUCUGAUGUGAAGCAGCAGAUCAGAUCCCAGCAGGAAACUGAAGUGAGUCGAGUCAAAGAGCUUCAGGAGAAGCUGGAGCAGGAGAUCACUGAGCUGAAGAAGAAAGAAGCUGAGCUGAAGCAGCUCUUAAACACAGAGGAUCACAACCAGUUUCUCCACAGCUACCCCUCACUGUCAGCACUCAGUGAGUCUACACACUCAUCCAGCAUCAAUAUCCGUCCUCUGAGACACUUUGAGGAUGUGACAGCAGCUGUGUCAGAGCUCAGAGAUAAACUGCAGGACAUUCUGAGAGACGCAUGGACAAACAUCUCACUGACAAUCACUGCAGUGGAGGCUUUACUUUCAGAUCCAGAACCAAAGAGCAGAGCAGAAUUUCUUAAAUAUGCAUGUAAAAUAACAUUUGAUCCAGAUACAGCACAUAAUAAUCUGCUGUUAUCAGAUGGGAACAGAAAGGUUAGAGUGACUGAUAAACUUCAGUCUUAUUCUAAUCAUCCAGAGAGAUUUACUGAUUGUUUCCAGGUCCUAAGCAAAGAAAGUCUGACUGGACGUUGUUACUGGGAGGUGGAGAAGAGAACCAAAGCCGUUUACAUUGCUGUCUCAUACAAGAACAUAAGUAGAGCAGGGAAUGGAAGUGGACUGGGAUAUAAUAACAAAUCUUGGUCUUUGUAUUGUUUCCAAAAUGAAUAUGAAGUUUUCCACAAGAAAAUCUCAACUUCCUUCUCAGCUCCUUAUGCCUCCAGAAUAGGAGUGUACCUGGAUCACUCAGCAGGUGUUCUAUCCUUCUACAACGUCUCUAAAACCAUGAUUCUCCUCCACAGAGUCCAGACCACAUUCACUCAGCCGCUACAUGUUGGUAUCUGGAUUUUUAACUUUGGAGAUACUGUUGAACUUGGUAAAAUGAAAAAAACAAAAAAAUAGACAAGAUGUUGGGUUUCUCUUUGCGUUUGAAGCUGUUCUUUCAGUAUUAAUCCUACUUUCAAAUCAACAUCAUCUCGUCAUGGGAUCAUAUUUUUAGUUGUGGUCAAAUGUUUCUGAAGAUUUAUACUCAUUUUUUUUUAUUUCUCUUUUUAUAACAUUGCAUUGAUUUAUCCAACUGUUUUUGUCUGCAACUAAAUUUUGUUUUGUAUUUUUUUUUACUUUUGCUGUUUCUGAAGUUGGAAAAUAAACUAACUUAGCUACAACAAUA